Messenger RNA from Saimiri boliviensis boliviensis (Bolivian squirrel monkey), 495 nucleotides. It is a transcript of the gene SDHAF4, whose product is annotated as succinate dehydrogenase complex assembly factor 4. Gene Ontology annotation, biological process: mitochondrial respiratory chain complex II assembly. Gene Ontology annotation, cellular component: mitochondrion. NCBI's taxonomy places the organism in Eukaryota, Metazoa, Chordata, Mammalia, Primates, Cebidae. The record is from RefSeq and is a predicted model, not a curated record.
CAGAGCUCGGGGAGUCGGCGCCAUGACCCCAUCAAGGCUUCACGGGUUCCUUUGCAGGGUCUCGGGCACCGCAUGGAGAACGGCAAGAUCACCGCUUUUGCGUCAUUCUCUGAGGAAAACAAGUUCUUCUCAAGGAGGAAAGUCUGAACUUGUCAAACAGUCCCUUAAGAAGCCAAAGUUACCAGAAGGUCGUUUUGAUGCACCAGAGGGUACCCACUUAGAGAAAGAACCACUGGAAAAAUUUCCAGAUGAUGUUAAUCCAGUGACCAAAGAAAAAGGUGGACCCAGGGGCCCAGAACCUACCCGAUAUGGAGAUUGGGAACGAAAAGGGCGCUGUAUUGAUUUUUAAGUCACAUACUCUUUAACCUCAGUAUUGUUUUCUGAAUACGGACAUCUGAAUUAACUUAUUUCUGAUUAUUUUAUUUCUUUAUGUCCUUCAUGUUAUAUAGUUUCCAUAAUGUGUUUAAAUGUAUAUACAAUGACUUUGGAAGAAAA